Aedes albopictus (Asian tiger mosquito) is the source of this 2408-nucleotide messenger RNA. Its product is annotated as UDP-glycosyltransferase UGT5-like. The coding region runs from base 674 to 2248 and encodes 524 amino acids. Gene Ontology annotation, molecular function: UDP-glycosyltransferase activity. NCBI's taxonomy places the organism in Eukaryota, Metazoa, Arthropoda, Insecta, Diptera, Culicidae. The record is from RefSeq and is a predicted model, not a curated record. The transcript has 4 exons.
AGAGAGCUGGGGUAAAACGGGUCCGAUAGACUGAUUUCCAGCAUCUGCUCAGUGGGAGCCAUUACUACAGUUUGUGAAGUUUCCGAGGUUUCAUCUUCCAUUUUGAGUUUCGGUUGUGGUACAUUUGAAUUUUCUUGAGUCUUGAAAUGUGUAUCAACGUUAUCCGGUAACUCCUGUAACCUAUAAGACAUCGGUGGAGCCUAUUUCAGAUUUUCAGCUGAACCAAUUGACUCAGGAGAGUGGACUUACAACUGCUGCGGAAAAAAUACGAUAACGGCGUUAAUUGUUGAUUAACGUUAACAAUUCUGGCCCUAAAUCACUUUAUUCAUGCACAAAACUCCUUUUUAUGCCCUGUUUUAAUUUAUGCAUAUUUUAUAUUUAUGUACCUCCAGCCCACGACUUAAAAAGAGGUUCCAGUGUAUCACGUUUUCUUCCAUACCCCGAUUCAUCUCGACUAAGUGAUGAUCUUACCCCGUCUUCCCUUAUCAGUUAACACUCCUUAUAUGGUAGCUAAUGAGUAUGAAAAUCCAAAUUUAGUUUGUUGAUGUCAAAAACCAGAUUUCGGCAACUAGAUAAAUCGUGUCGGUCUAUCGAUCGAAGAGAUCAAACUUGCUCGCCACAGUCGAAAUAGUAACUUCAUCUAGUGCGGACUGAAGCCGGUAGUCGUAGCGAGAUGAUUGUUCUUACGUAUUUUGUGUUUGCGUUCUGGACGAUUUGCGGUUUGAACUAUGCGGAGACCGCGCGUAUUCUGGGAGUUUUCCCAACGCCAUCCAAGUCACAUUGGCUCCUUGGUUCUGCACUCAUGAAAGAACUAGCGCUCGAUGGACAUGACGUCACUGACGUGAGCCCAUUCCAGCUGGCGGAAUCACCCGCAAAUUACCAUCAUGUGAAAGUUCAGACGGAUCAUGUGUUCUUUGAUCAUGUAAUGGAACAAUUCUACAAAGAGGCUGAUAGCUCUGCGUUUAGCAAAAUCAUAAACUUAUACAACGUGGUCAACUUUUUCUCCAACACCACACUGACAUCACCUGAAGUCAAAGAGCUUCUUCGAUCCGACCAAAAGUUCGACUUGAUUAUCUUGGAAAUCUUCCUGGACGAUGCACUUCUCGGGUUUGCGGAACAUUUCAAGUGCCCCGUUGUCGGCAUGACCACGCACGGAACUCUCGAGUGGAUCAACACGCUGGUAGGAAAUCCGCAGCCAUUGUCAUAUGUUCCACACGUGCACAUAGGGUUCUCCAACCCGAUGGAUUUUUGGCAACGACUGACAAACGUGCUGUUUACCAUCUUGGAUAAUUAUUUGAUCACACAUCACUUGUAUCCAGCCCAGGAGGAAAUUUUCAGAGCAGCAUUCCCGAAUGCCACUCGAUCACUGAGCGAACUGAGAAAGGAUGCCGUUUCAUUGGUGUUGGUGAACAAUCACUUUAGCUUGAGCUAUCCCCGACCAUACGUUCCCAAUAUGAUCGAAAUUGGUGGUUUCCAUGUGAAGCGCAAAGUCAACCAGUUACCAGAGAACAUUCGCCGAUUCAUUGAAAACUCCAGCGAUGGAGUAAUUUACUUUUCCAUGGGAUCAAAUCUGAAACCAUCUUUGAUGGGAAAGGAAAAAUUGCAAGCUGUUCUGGAUUCAUUUGCCGUGGUACCCCACAGAAUCAUCUGGAAAUAUGACAACGAAAGCAUGCAUUUGGACCCGAGCAAAUAUCUGAUUUCCAAAUGGCUCCCACAAGAUGACAUCCUAGCACAUCCAAAUGUAAAGCUCUUCAUCACCCACGGAGGACUCCUCAGCUGUACCGAAUCAAUUCAUCACGGGAAGCCUAUCAUUGGCAUCCCGAUAUUUGCGGAUCAGCAAAUGAAUAUGGAUCAAGCAGAGCAAGCUGGAUGGGGCGUCACCGUCAAAUUCACCAAACUCAACAAGGAAUCUCUCGGAGCAGCAUUGAGCGAAGUGUUGAAUAACGAUAAGUACACGAAACGGGUACAAGUAAUCUCCAAGCGCUUGCGUGACCAACCUCUUCCACCGAUGGAUAUGGCAAAAUUCUGGAUUAAUUAUGUGAUCCGACAUGACGGUGCAAAACAUCUGAAGUCACCUAGACAACGGUUUAAUUUCAUCCAGUUGAACAACAUAGAUGUUUAUGUGUUCAUUUUGGUCAUACUAGUCAUACUGAUGUUGCUAUCAUUCAAGAUUAUUAGGGCUGUUUGUAGUAGAAUAAGGAAAAACGAGCUUACAUCCAAAGGAGCAAGUAAAUCAAAAACAAAUUAACGAGAGAAUUGUUAAUGGACGAAGAAUGGGAGAAAAUGAUAAGUAGAAGCAUUGAUAGUCUGAAUGUCUGUACCCCUGACCUAACCAAGAAAGCGGAUUCUGACUUACAUAAGUUUAUCAAUAAGUUGUUGCUUAUAUGUACGUGUAUGGAUCCGAGAUA